Messenger RNA from Engraulis encrasicolus (European anchovy), 1055 nucleotides. It is a transcript of the gene c1h17orf67, whose product is annotated as chromosome 1 C17orf67 homolog. The coding region runs from base 322 to 753 and encodes 143 amino acids. The transcript is spliced from 4 exons. The record is from RefSeq and is a predicted model, not a curated record. Lineage: Eukaryota; Metazoa; Chordata; Actinopteri; Clupeiformes; Engraulidae.
AGGUGUGCAAAAUAUAAGUCCUCAUCAUAAGUACAUCCAUCUCUUCUUUGUUGGUAUUUGGUAAUUCAUGUGCAGGACCCAAAAUGCUGAUCAGUGCCAAAAAGUGAGACCAUUCUGAUAACUGACGCUCGCGCUCCGCCUAGUGGCUAUUCCAGCAACUCACGAGAACGAAUUUAUUGGAAUUCUAAUCUCGUGUCCAGAUGUUCCAGACAUGAUCCUGGAUUUAAUGAUCCACAGACUACACGGUUAAGCAAUUAUAAUACCCCCCGCCGAUAAACAAAUGUUCUUCAAUAGCCAAUUGCAUGCCAGACGGUUUCCAAAAUGACUGCAGUAUGUCGAUUCGCUUGUAUGCUUGUGACCUUAACCAGAUGUUUUGCAGUUGUGCGUAAAUUUCCAAUGAUUGAUGACGCAAAAACGGGACUACCCCCUACCUUAUCCCUAUCCCGCACAGGAGUUCAGUACAGCAGCUGCAGAAGACGGAGAGGACGAAAGAUGAAGUUUGUGGCUUGUGUUAUUUGUGUGGUCCUUCUGACCUAUCUGACUGCCGAGGCAUCGCCGGUCAUUAAGGAGAGCUUCGCCAAGCAGCUCCUCCGGACCAAGAGGCAGAAGGCCGGACAUCCUGACGAGCCCAUGAGGGAGCACAUGCUGCACAUGCAGCGACUGGAGCAGAGGGCACGCGAGACCAACUUGGAGAACUGGCUGAAUCCUCACUGCUUCCCACGCUGCGACCGCAACUACGGCUACCCCGUCUAGUACCAAACUGUGGGUGUUGGUGAUGCUGAUUACGACGAUGGAAAUGACAGACCAAGAGACAGACGUCGGAAGGAAGUCCUGCUUAUCGGCGCAUCUCUUUUACGCGUGCCGCAUAGAAGGACGUCUUCGGGGAAUUUGCAAUCCUUUUGACACCUAGGCUAUAUUUAGUUUAGGUGACAUACUGUUCACGUGUAUAAUGGUAACGAUGCUACAUAAAAUUUCGUGUAAUUAGAAUGACUGCCUUUGCGAAAGCUAUGCCUGGAUGAAAAUAAAGCAUUCAAUAAAAGCAUAUGGCAAAUAAA